GGGUUUAGUGCUUUAGGAUAUUAACAUACUUACUCAUAACCCUUUCCCCCUUGUUGAACUUACCCGCAGAAUUGGUAUACUCCUAGUGCCUGGCUGAGCUGAAGCGUUGGACUAGACAAUAGGAGCAAAGACAAUUAACUACGAGGGACCACGAAUGCUGUAUUUAAAGGCAAUGAAACUCAACGAGAGAUAAUCUGGAUCUGUGUUCUUGUUUGUCUAUGCCUGUGUCGGCUGCCAGAUUGUGGGGACGAGUGAGCAGAGGAAAUUCAAAUUCUGUCGAACAAAAAGUAUCUGCUUCUCCUCGUGAUUUGUGAGGGUCAUUGCAGCUUCGUAAUUGUGAUUCGUGACGAGGGAAAUCGAAAUCUCGUAGCCCUGAUAUAAUUGUAGCCCUGCUCGUAUAGGUUCUUGGUGCUCCUUCAUUUCGUUCCCGAAGUAGAUCGUGUGUUUUUGAGUGAAGCUAGCAGACUGUCGCACCAAUAAAUAUAAUGACGUCGUUGUAAGUAUUUACUAGUUUAGACGCGCAGUUCAUCUUUGUAUUUUUCGUCGUUGAUAAUUUAGCAUAAUAAGACGAGGACUAGGGUAAAUCUUGGGCAGAUUGCCGAAUAGAUAUGCAUCAUCAGGACGAGGAUGCGCAACAACUUCCACAUAGUUUCAUUUUCAUCAACAAAUAUAAUCCCAAUAUCUCCGUAGUAGAAGAGAAAAGCGGCAAGGUCAUCCCCUGACCAUUCGUUUUACUUGCUCACUCGUAACAACAAUCAAGAAAGCACAUCAAACAAGAUGAAGACGUGCAAAGUGAUGGGCCUUCUAGUUGGCUCGUCUUCCGCUCGUGACGCGUUUUUGGCGAAGAAGAACCACCGCAUGCGCGGGUCGAACUUAUGAAGAAUGCCCUUCCUGUUUUUAUUUCUAGAAAUGUCUUAGUCUUACCCCACCUCCCCCUUCCCUCCUGUUGAAAUUACCCUGUGAAUGAGUAAACUACUACUACUGCUUUUGUGGAAAGUUAAAGUCUUCAUGUGUAAGCGUGCAGGAAGAUCCACAAACCCCUAUCCUAGCUCGUGUCUGUGUGAACGUGUACUAAGGCUUUCUGCAGUGUCAGAAUUUUCGCACUCCAAUUCUCAAGAAAAUGGAUUGGCAGACUAAGAACGCCACCGCUGUGGAUGAAGAGGAUGAGGCGUCGUCGGUGUCCUUCCUCGAAACGAAGGCGAAGCCGAAUGUAGGGGACAAGUGCUCAGCUCGAACUCUCUUUAGAUCUCAAAUCGAGGAUUUUUGUCGGGGAAAAGUGCUCGGGGUGACGGAAGACAAAGACGGAAAAACAGUGUUGCGGACUGAGUCAUGGCCGCACAGAUCUUACGGACAGAGCUAGAGCAUUGAAGUUAUUUCGUUUAUAAAGUGGCAGUAGUAUUUAUAGCAGAGUAGUUUAUAGCACGCAUGGUGCAUGGAGUGCAUGGAGUAGCAUGGAGUGCAUGGAGCGCAGAGCUUUAAGGGGCGCAAGAAGCUCCCCCUUUAGCUCCAUGCUACUCCAUGUGAUCCAUGCACUCCAUGCCAUGCGAGCCGUGAAACCUUAUAAACUGCUCUGUUAUAGUAUUGGCAAUCGACCUCAUUUCCUUAAGAGCUUUUCUUAAGGGGCACCCCUUAGCGAAAUGGAAACCCUUAAGGAAUUUCCGUUGACGCUAAGUCAACCAAUAACUGCACAGAGACGGCCUUUAUUGCCGCCUCCUCGUCUUGGAAGUGCUCCGCUUCGCGGCUUUUGCAGCUUGCUUCCUCUUGGCUUUUCUGUCUUUUGGUUUCGUUUCAUGUGAUUCCCCGCGCCCCUCCAGAGUCCACCGCGCCAGCCUGCAGAUGUGUGCUGGGGGAUUCUGGAGGGGCGCGGGGAUUUGGAGGGUGCCGGAGGUUCUUGGCCCGCAACUGGGUGAGGGUUUUCCAGAAGGGAGCGCAGUAGGUGGCGAGUGUUCUGCGGAUUCAUUCGCGUCAUGCCUGGAAGGGUUGGGCUUUGCCUGGGCUUUUGCAGUCCUUACCCUUAGCUGAGUGCUCUCCUUUCAGACCCCACUCGUCUGUGGUCAGGUUUUUCACUAUAAUCGGAGAGGUUUGAGGCAGUCCGCCUGGGGUUCUUCGUUCUUAGGUCUUUUCAUGUUGUUAAGUGUUGGACUUUUGACCACUCGGCGCCCCGAGGCUCUCGCGCCGGGUGGGAUUAGUUGCAAGGAAGAGAGACACGCCGCCGCCUCUAAAAAAAUGGCCAGGCCAUUCCCCACGCGUGGCGCUGUGCGUGCGCAGAUUGUCGGUGGGGUUUGCUGGCUUUGUUCGCACUCUUUUGAAGUAUUUCAGCGGGGCGGACGUUUUCGGGGGCUUCGCUGGAAUUGAAUAGACUCCCCCACUGUUUGCCGUGUUCCGGCUCGCAAGGCCACCCUUGACGAAAAAACUGAAGUGGUGUCUUCAGAUUUUUUCCAAAAAUGGCCCUGCGAGCUGGAACACGGCAAACAGUGGGAGAGUUUACUUAAUUCCUUGGCAUUUACACGACAAGGAAUUGGUGAUAGACAGGAGACGGGCCUGCCAGGGGCAACCCUCUCGAGGGGGAGCGCAAGCCUGGGGAGCCUUUUUCUUAGGCGCCUUGGUACCCCAGCAGGCUUGCCACGCAUGUGCCUUGAAGUCGGGGCGGCAGUGCCAGUGGAAGCGAGUGGGCGCCCUUAUUUACUGGCGACUGAGUGCCUCUGGGGGGCUCAGCACAGCUGGCCUCCAUCCCUGACCGUGGGCGAGUAGCUUGGGGCGGCAAGGAGAAAAAGACGAGCACCGCCAGGCGGCGCUGGUCUGCGGCCGCUGGUGCAAGUUGUUGCGCCGUGUGGUCUUUGUUGUCUCGCUCGCUCUUCCACCAAGAUCCAAGCGCCAGCAAUGAGGACGAGGCCCAAGCGAUGGAGGAGGCGCCCGCGCUUACGGUUUGUCAGUCGCUCGGCGGCGGCUUCGCUGCGUGUGGCAUUCCGACCAACGUGAACGGCCGCGCGCUGUCGAUCUCAGAGUGAGGGAGCGGGCCUCUGCUCUUCGUUGUCAUAAGUGCCCAUAGAAGUGCGGCCGCUUGUGGCCUUCCCUCGGUCGGCUCUGCCGGCUAGGAGAGCCUUGCCGCGUCCUUGAGACCGCCCCCCCUCCCCCCCAAAGUUUUGCGAGGGCAGCGUGGCGCAUUUAGAUUAUCGCCUUGAGAUCUUCGACCAGCGUGCCGCCUGGGUGUCUCUGCUGUCUUUGCUUGCCUCUUGCUUCGCUUCUCUCUUGCGUUUAGUUUUGUCCGCGCUCGCCCUUUCUUUGGUUCCUCCACCCUCCCAUCUCUCGGGCCCUUUCGCUUCUGGUGUGCCUCUCUCCUCGUCCUCAUCUCCCCUACCUCUCUUGCCUUUCGUGCCCUCUCUUGCUCCAUGUGUGAGAACUAAGCACGCGCCUCUCGUCUGUUGCUGUUCUCUUAUUGUUCUCGCGCUGCUCUCUUGCUGUUCUCUUGUUGUUCUCUUGUUGUUCUCUUGUUGUUCCCUUGCUGUUCCCUUGCUGUUCUCUUGCUGUCUUCUUGCUGUCUUCUUGCUGUUCUGUUGCUGUCUUCUUGUUGUUCUCUUGUUGUUCUCUUGUUGUUCUCUUGUUGUUCUCUUGUUGUCCCCUUGCUGUUCUCUCGCCGUCCUCUUUCUGUCGCUCUCUUUCUGUCUUUGGGCUUCCGCACCCUCGCCGCGGUUUAUUCUGCUGCGCUGUCCUUGUUGUUGUCUUUCUGUUGCUGCCUUGGUGUUGCUCUUCUCUCUCCGUUGUUGGUCUUCUUUCGUUGUCUUCUUGCUGUUGUCUUCUUGUCGUUGUCCCGCCGCUGUUGUUCUGUUGUCGUUGCUCCCCCUCUGUCUUUGGGCUUCUCCGCUGUUGAAUGCUUUUUGUCUGGGGGCGUCUUUCUGUUGGUGUUCUCCAGUGUUUUUUGGUAUUGUCUCUUUCCCGCUGUUGCUCCUCUGCUGUCGGCACUGCGCCCGCGCGGUCCAUCGUGUGGCCCAGAGCCCUGGCCAUAACUGGACGGCGUCGGCCCAUGCGAUGGGUGGGAAGACACGCAGGACAAAGAGAGGGCUGAGGCGCUCCGCGUGCUGGCGGAGGAAGAGGUGGCCAGGAUAGGACGGCGGAAGGAAAUGACAAAGGCGGCGGGCAGCGCCCGGGAGCCUGAGGACGUUAAGGCCAAAAGGGUCAAGGAGCGGGGUUCGGUAAUAGCUUGGGCCCGUCGCAUGUCUUUGAACGUCUACAGGGCCUUCCAGGGGCGUGGGGCUCCGAUGGAAAGGAGGACGGGGAGGCGGGUGCCUGCCUCUUCCGCAUGCUAGUGGGUAGCUAAGAGACUCAGGCGGCCCAAAGAACCGGGAGGACAGACAAAAGACAAGGAGGAGGAGGACCCAAAAAAAAAGACUGGAAAUAUAAAGCGUAAGGACCAGGCCCAAACUGGGAAAAGAGGGGCCGCCGCUCGCUUGGGAAGACCUGGCAGAGAGGGCGAAGGCAGUCACCGCGGCAAGCAUCUCAAAGGGCAGGGAAAGGCGGGGCGCGGCGGUUGUCAAAGCUGGGAGGGGGGAGGAAACGGGGAACGAGCUCGAGAAACUUCGGCGAGAGUGAGCCAAAGUCAUAAGGGAGAGAAGGAGAGAAAGCGGGCGCCACUGUGGCGCAUCUCUGAAAGGAGUACGGUACCACGACGGGGGGAGAACGCCGGUGGCUGCAUGACAGGGCUGGCGGGGCGAACUGGAGACGAAAAAGAGGUGGGAAAAGAACAGCAAGCCCCCGGACCAGGAAAAGUAAGGAGAAGCAAGGAGAAAAAGACGAAGGCAACGCGCUGAAGCAGCAGCUGAAGGAGGACGCAGCGAGGCGCUGCAGCCUACGCAACCAGGAGGAAGAAACGAGGGAAGGCGCAGCAGGCUUGGAAAAAGGAGCGGGGGCUGCGGGGAGGUGGGGGGAUAGGUUAAGAAACCUCGCAAGGGGAAGCAGGACAGGCGGAACAAGUCAGGCAGCUGCAUGAAGUGGCAAGACAGCACAGGGGAGCAAGCUGGGGCGGAAAGAAGGGGAGCGAAGGCAGCGGCAUCAGGGAGAGAGACUCCGACGGAAAGCGCGAACGAACUGCCAGGCCGGGCGAAGGAGUCGCGGGCUGACGCUUCCCGCGAGCGCAUCGAAGAGCUGUGGGGCACCAUUGGGGACGAGGAUAAGGACACCGAGGCCAAAUGGCUCAAGGCCAAGAAGGAGCCAAAACGUGGAACGUGGCUGGUGAAAAUAGGCGAGGGGCUCGGGAAAGAGUUGGAGAGCAUGGGCGCCAAUUGGCUGCUGUGGCAGGCCCACAGGGAAACAAUCGAGCAGGCCGCCGGGGCAUGCGAAUGCAGCGGGGCUGGAGGGUGUCAGAGGUGAAGUCUUUAAGCCAGGCCUGGGGAACUAGGCCAGAGUCUUGACCUUGAAGGAGCUAGGCGCGCGAAGCGAGCGGGGCUGAAGGGCUGCAGACUGGGCGGGUGGCAUGGCUGUACAGGGGGAAGGGGAGCAAGGGCGAGCGAGUAAAUUGCAGGCCAGUUGCCGCGCUGCAGGUCACCUAAGUGCAACACACACACAAGACAGCGUGGCAGAAUCAUAAGGGACACCACGGGAAGGGCUUGGCAGUAUGGCUUUCAGGCGCGGAGAGGGUGCGGGGGCUGCGUUUUGUUCUCGACGUCGGGGAGCUCGUCGAGGCAUACGAAACGCCGGGCCUGGCGUUUGCCUUGUGUGACCUGAGUAAAGCACUCGACACGGUGAAGCGGGGCAAGCACUGGGGGACUUUGCUGGGGCUUGGUUCCCCGGCAGGCUAUGCAGAGAGAGCCCGCAAUCUACAGAAAGUCAGAGACGCGGGCGGCGUCUCAGUGGGGGAGACACCGCGUAGAAGGGGCCACCACUGACCUGGGGGUGUGUCAGGGGUCACCCCUAUCGCUGUACCCCUACACUGUAACACACCUGCGACGGGGGAGGAGAUUGGUCGGAGGCUGGAAGUUGAAGGGCUGAGGGGAGUGGAAGUGACUAGACCAGCAAAAGCGACGGAAGCAAGAACCCCGAAAAAGCUGGCAAGCGACAGCCGGCCACAAGUGGAAACUGAGAAGGAAGGAGUGGGGCAGCCUGGCCUUCAAAGAGACGCAGCCACGCCGGGGGAUAGUACUGGAGCAACCGGGCGCAUAGGGAGCCGGCAAAGACACGGACGCAGCCGCCCGCCUCACUAUCUACGCAGACAGAGGGAGAACAUUGGGACACACGGCGGGGCAAACAGCUCGAGCUGUGGAGACCUUCGAAGAAGUUGGACAGGAGUAGGGCACGAUAGCCGUGAACAAAUCAAAGACAGAGAGCAGAUCCGCACGCGAGAGAAACGGAGCCACCAGACCAAGAAGGGAAGACCCUAGGCGAGAGACUCGGGAGCAAAGACGCCGAAGCGAAAGGGACUGACUUGGCCAAGAGGGGCGGGAGACUUGUCGGGGAUGUUAUAGAUAUCGACGGAGCCACGCAGCCGGAGGCGGCUGGCCGGUUGAAUAAGGCCAAGAAGGUCGCGAGAAUGGUCGGGCGCCUCUUAAGGGAUGAAGACUUCGACCAGCAUGACAGAGAGACUGGCAGAGGCGCUGGCAGAUAUUGCGUUGCCUUACGACCUCGGCACGCCCAAGCCCUCUGGCCAUGACGUGGGGCAGGUUUAUACUGGCUUAAAUCUAUUAGAUGCAGGGCAGAAAAAUGGGGCUGAAGGCUAGGCCCCGGAUGGAAUGGCUCUCAAUACUCAAUGCCAACGAAGGGCUGCGCAUAAAAAUGCCGGCCAGGAGAGUAAAGCCGGGGGGGGUAACACGUGCACGGAGUGCGGAAAAUGGAGAAAAUUCAGGAAGCGGCGGGAAACUCUUCCGAGAAGGAGCGGGAGGGGAGUCUCACAAAAUGGAGGAGCUCAGCGACCGACGCCGCGGAGAUUUUGCGGGACCCCGUGAAGCUAGAAGGAGAGCCGAGGGCACAGAAGUGGGCCGACAGCUGGGCACGGGGGACGUGGUGGACCUGGUCACACGGUGCCCGUAGUCAGUCCACUGCCCUGCGUGCUUGGAGGGAACUCUGGAACGUGGCGACGGGGUACUUCGCAACACCAGAGAGAAGGGGACGGAUAGGGGACACAGGCUGGGCCCUGUGCAAUUCUGCGGCCAGGAGGGUGGCAGAGGUCUUAAGGGGCUCGUGGCGCACUGGUUGAGAGCCGCAAAGGACGGGGGCAAGGAAGAUGGUGAAAGCUGCGGACAGGGGGCUGCAACAGAGAAGGAGCUGGCGCUGGAUGGGAAAAAAGGCAGAGGGCUCAUAAUGGGCACACCCCCAGGAGACCUGCCCCCCCGGAGGGGGCAGAACUGAGCCCCGAGGAAACCAGGGACGGAGGCGGAGCGCGGAUGGCGCUGAAGGCGAAAAAGUGGCCCAGCGUCGGGAACGGGAUACCGAUCCAGGACAAGCAAGAAGCGGGGGAAGCUCCUGGGAGGCUGGGAACAUGAUGAACAGGCGGGAGAACUUUUAGACCAGGACAGCCGACGGCUGUGGCCCUGGAGUGUGAAAAAGUGCCAGGGAGGGGGUGGGGCCGGGGACAUGUCGUCGCGGUAUGUACCAGGUGAGGCAUGGGACUGGCUGAGCACGCGAGAAUGGAGCAGGCCAAAAUGGUCAGAAAGGACGAAAAAUGGCGGGAGGCAUGACACGGGGCAAAUCGGAUGCGUUGGGGCCCGGUGGUGAAGGUAAAGGCCUGCCUCUACAGGGGGAGGGCGUGCGGCUGGCUGUCGGAGGGUCUGGCUGCGUGGUGUGAAGGGUGCAAAAGGGAAGAGGGGGGAGAAGCCUGGGCCACCCACUGCAAGGAAGCAGAACAGAAGGAGAAGGGGAGCGAGGGAGAGAAGGAGCAGAAAGGGGAGGGCAAAGCUUUCGGGAAAAGACAAAGAGAAGGAGAACAGGGGGACAGGGAGCCCAAGGGAGCCCAGCGCAAAGCCCAGAAAAGAGGAGGAGAAAAGGAGGGGAGGGGAAAACAAAGAGACCGGCGGCAGAACCGCUCGAAGAACUCAGGGAAGGAAAGGAGGAGAAGCCGGCCCUUGAAAUGGAGGGGAGAACGAAAAGGGAAAAAAAGACCGGCGGCGGAGCCGCUCCAGGACCCCAGGAGCGGGAACAAAGGGAAGAAGGCGCCAAGGGGGCAGGCGAGAGACGAGGACAGCGCGGCGAAGGAGGACAAGGAGGGCGCAAGGAAGAGGGGCGGCAAAUGGCCCCAAAGCAACAAAGAAGAGAGAGACAGCAGCAACGACAGGAGACGAAACCAAAAAGGGAGGAGGACGCCAAGGAAGUGAAGAAGACGGGAGAGAAGGGCAGAGAGCUUAGCAGGGGGACACCUAGGCGAAACCAGGCCAAAAAGACCAAGGAGGGAACGGAACAACAGAAAGAAGGACGCGGCGGAAGUGGCGGGGCUGCUUAAGGGGAGGCCCCCGAUGACGGGGGAACCCGUGCAGGAGGGCAAGGGGAGAGCUCUAAAGGCUCCCCUCGCCUCCCUGGGGUCCCCCGGAGAGGUGGCGGACGCUGGGCUGGUGGUCUCUCUCUGCGGGGUCGAGUCUGGUGGGGCCUUUUGCUUUAAAGAUGGCAGCCCUUUGUGGUGAGGUAGCUGCGGGGAUGAGAUGGCACCCCGCGCCGCUCGAUCGGUGGGCUUGCGUCAUCAUUGUCGCCAUGUUCUCCCUUCUGCUAGUGGCUUGCUGUUGUUGUUUUCGUUUCGUUGUUUUCUGCUCGUUGUUGUUGUCUUGUGGUGCUCUUGUUGUUGUCUUUCCUCUGUUGUUCUUUUGCUGCUGUCUUGCUCUCCUCUCUGUUGUCUCUCUGUCGCUGCCCCUGGCCCUUCCUUGUUGUUUUUUUGCUGUGGUUCUGCGGCUCUUGUUGCUCUGUUGGCUGUUGUCCUCAUGGGUGCUGUGUGUUCUUCUGCUGCUUUUUUUUCUCCUUGUUGUCUCUUUGUCCUUGUCUUGUAUCUGUUGCCCUGGUGUCAUUGUGGCUCCAUUGGUGUUUCCCUGUUGCUGUUCUUCUGCUGUUGUCCUUUUGUCGUCGUUCUCUUUUUGUUGUCUUUCUCUUAGGUGGAGUUCCUUAGUGUUCACACUGGCUGCGUCGCAGGAGUCCUUUAGUGUUCGCUCCCACGGUGUCUUAAGAGUUCUUUAGUUUUGACAUUACAGGCUUUUUACUUAAUGGCCUGCGGGUGUUCACAUUAUAGGGGCUGAACGUGUUCCGCGAUUUUUAAUGUGUUUUAUAUAGAGCUCUAUAUCGUGACUGAAGUGAUCUAAUCCACCCGUCUCAACACUGGCUUUUAUUGUACGCCUGGCGUGGCGGGAGGGACGGAAAAAAACCCAGUCUUGAAACAAGUACAGGCUGAGAAAGGGACGUGGCGCUGUGUACGCAUAGAGUUUCAUUUUCAUACGUAAGCGGGACAUGGACACGGCCAUGUUACCCAAAAGCAAGCUCGUUUGAAAAAUGUUGCGAGUCCGUUAUUGCAUACUCUAUAACAAGUGUACAAUACAAACAAACAAACUUCAACAUGUAGUAUGCACACGCUCAAGAUCCGAGCACCAUGAAUAUAGGCACACAUAUCAAGCAUUGACUUUCAUCUAUCAAAAGUCAACUUAUGCGGAGAACAAGUCCUAACUAACUACCAAUCACAUAAUAAAUUAACGAUAACGACCGCCAUGCAAAAUAAUAUGAAUAUGAUAACUACAUCUUUCUUCACUGAAACAAGUCAGCAAAUUACACAACUUUGGGAUAUGACCGAUUCGUGUGCGCAAUGCGUAGUCGAUCAGUCUUCUACUUGUACUUAAAAUACUUAAUCUAGAUAUCUUCAUAAACGUUGUCUAGAAAACUAAAAUCCAUUAGGCAGGCAUAUGGAAAUGGACUCGACUAAAAGUUAGUGUUGAAGUUGACGAUGACGUUAGUGGUGCCCACCAAUUACUAGAUGGCAACGCAACAUAGAAGCCUAACCGUCAGUCUCAGGCUCUUAGGUAAGGAAUAACGAAGCUCAGGCUGUUUGAACAACUCUUAGUAUUUGUAUUCCGAUGUCUGUGACUUAUAUCCUAGGACUGCCACCAUGGUCGAACGAAAGAAAUGUGGAAACGUACUGACAAGCGUCUCUACCAUUUUAUUCUUUUAGGUAGAUGUUAGAUUCCACGGUAGGCGGUAUGACAAAAGAGCAGGUGGAUGCUUAAAGUCAAUUCAUCAUAUUGAAAAAGACGAAGCUCUACGUGCAUAAAACUAACACAAAAACCACAUGGAUACAGAUAGCGCAUAGUAGAUGCAUAAAUAGACUGAAUCUGUUUCGUCCUGCUAGUAGCUUAGGACGACGGCUACUUGAGACACACACAUUUUUCGAUGCAUAAGCAGACCAAGUAGGGGUUGUGGCUCGAGAAGAAGAUAAGGUGCUUUGAGAACAACGGGGCACUACCUAAAACAAGACGGACUUCGAAGAGGUGGAUUUAGAUGCCGAGCAAGGAGAGGCUCAUUGGGGUCAUCACGACAGCAUCAAUUUCAACACAACUAACAACAAACAAAGCAUGUCUCUGCACUCUGUCUGUAGAGAAGCCCGCUUCUACAAUUUAGUCUCGACCAGAAAUGAAUAUGAAAGGGAAAGAUCAUUUUCAUUGCUGCAUUAGCAUUGAAUUGAUUUGAUGAAACUAUUAUGUCGAAAACAAUCAAUACGCUAUUUAUUUGCGCGGAGACAUACG
Amoebophrya sp. A25 is the source of this 10691-nucleotide messenger RNA. NCBI's taxonomy places the organism in Eukaryota, Dinophyceae, Syndiniales, Amoebophryaceae. The record is from the annotation of a GenBank genome assembly.